AAAUGUCCCAAGCCGGGGGCAGUCGGUGCCGCUGGGGCAGCGGGAGCACGCCUGGCUAGUGGCGGUGUCAGCGGGGUGCUGGGCUCGAGUGCGGGGACUCUUCCUGGAAGAGCCAGAGCUGGCCCUGCAGCGAGACUUCAUGUCAGGCUUCACAGUCCUUCACUGGCUGGCCAAGCACGGUGAUGGGCCAGGCCUGCAGGAGCUGGCAACAGCGGCACGUCAGGCUGGGCUGGCCCUGGACGUGGAUGCCCUGGUGCUGCAGCUGGGGUGCCAGGUGCAGGUGCGGGACAGCAGCGGGCGCCGGCCCUGGGAGUACCUGGGCAGCUCCACCUCAGGGGAGAUCUGGCAGCUCCUGGAGGCACCCCGUGACACAGUUAUGUUCCCCACGCAGCCCCUGGCCCGCAGCGUGUCCUCCGUCAGCAAGGUCUCGCUGACUGCUGGCAGGGCAGCACUGCCCGCCUGCCUCAGGCUGGAGCACGGACAUCGGUCGGCAUCCCACCGAACUGGCAGCAAGUGUGACUGA
Messenger RNA from Tauraco erythrolophus (red-crested turaco), 523 nucleotides. NCBI's taxonomy places the organism in Eukaryota, Metazoa, Chordata, Aves, Musophagiformes, Musophagidae. The record is from RefSeq and is a predicted model, not a curated record.